GAAUUAAAUCAAAUGCUUUCAGAAACACCACCAGUUUGGAAAGGAUCAUCAAAGCUAUUUCGAAAUCUUAAAGAAAGAGGUGUAAUUUCUUAUACAGAAUAUCUUUUUCUUUUAUGUAUUUUAACAAAGCCACAUGCAGGUUUUAGAAUAGCUUUCAACAUGUUUGACACUGAUGGCAAUGAAAUGGUGGAUAAAAAGGAAUUUUUGGUGAGAAUCACCGUCUAUGGAUAUUAUUUUGUCACUGACAGUGUACUUAAGACAGAUGGAGAGGAACUUGUCUCCAGAAGCUAUUGGGAUACACUGAGACGAAACACAAGCCAAGCACUCUUUUCAGACCUUGCAGAGCGUGCUGAUGACAUCACAUGUUUAGUAGCAGAUACCACACUUCUUGUACACUUCUUUGGAAGAAAAGGAAAAGCUGAGCUAAAUUUUGAAGAUUUUUACAGAUUCAUGGACAACCUACAAACAGAAGUUCUAGAAAUAGAAUUCCUUUCCUACUCUAAUGGCAUGAAUACCAUCAGUGAAGAAGAUUUUGCUCAUAUUCUUUUGAGAUAUACAAAUGUGGAAAAUACAUCAGUAUUUUUGGAAAAUGUGCGUUACAGUAUACCUGAGGAAAAGGGCAUCACAUUUGAUGAAUUCAGAUCAUUUUUCCAGUUUUUGAAUAACUUAGAAGACUUUGCAAUAGCCUUGAAUAUGUAUAACUUUGCAAGUCGUUCUAUUGGGCAAGAUGAAUUCAAGCGUGCUGUCUAUGUAGCCACCGGCCUCAAACUUUCACCACAUUUAGUGAACACUGUCUUCAAGAUUUUUGACGUUGACAAGGAUGAUCAAUUAAGUUAUAAAGAAUUUAUUGGAAUUAUGAAAGACAGACUACAUAGAGGAUUCCGGGGUUAUAAAACAAUUCAGAAGUAUCCUACUUUCAAAUCCUGUCUGAAGAAGGAGCUUCAUAGCAGAUAA
Messenger RNA from Orycteropus afer afer, 954 nucleotides. RefSeq names its product mitochondrial calcium uptake family member 3 (gene MICU3). NCBI's taxonomy places the organism in Eukaryota, Metazoa, Chordata, Mammalia, Tubulidentata, Orycteropodidae. Gene Ontology annotation, cellular component: uniplex complex. The record is from RefSeq and is a predicted model, not a curated record. Gene Ontology annotation, biological process: calcium import into the mitochondrion; mitochondrial calcium ion homeostasis. Gene Ontology annotation, molecular function: calcium ion binding. The annotation marks the transcript as partial. The transcript has 11 exons.